Molecule: messenger RNA, 1268 nt
Organism: Pan troglodytes (chimpanzee)
Lineage: Eukaryota; Metazoa; Chordata; Mammalia; Primates; Hominidae
Gene: FATE1
Product: fetal and adult testis expressed 1
Exons: 5
Coding region: 282-833 (183 amino acids)
Biological process (GO): negative regulation of mitochondrial calcium ion concentration; negative regulation of apoptotic process
Cellular component (GO): mitochondrial outer membrane; endoplasmic reticulum; mitochondria-associated endoplasmic reticulum membrane contact site
Molecular function (GO): ubiquitin protein ligase binding
Source: RefSeq, a predicted model, not a curated record
AGUUCUCACAGGCAAAGGCAUGGAAUUGUAUCUCUUCUCCUAAGUUGCUUACAGAGUAGCAGAGGAGAAGGCCACGGACCUAGCCAGCAAGAUACAAUAGAAACAGAAAGUACUGUGUCCAAGGCCUCAGCCUAGAGAGGGAGUCUCACUCCACCCCCAGAUCUGACUAUAUCUUCCUUGAGCUCCUGUUUCCGGAAGAGGUGAUUUUCUGAGUGUGACUCCUCUGUUCCUGGCACCCUGUGCAUCCUUAGCCAUAGCUUACAAGAGAACAGCUGGUUGUGAUGGCAGGAGGCCCUCCCAACACCAAGGCGGAGAUGGAAAUGUCCCUGACAGAAGAACUGAAUCAUGGCCGCCAAGGGGAAAACCAAGAGCACCUGGUGAUAGCAGAAAUGAUGGAGCUUGGAUCUCGGUCCCGGGGUGCCUCCCAGAAGAAGCAGAAGUUGGAACAAAAAGCUGCUGGCUCUGCUUCAGCCAAACGAGUUUGGAAUAUGACUGCCACCCGACCCAAGAAAAUGGGGUCCCAGCUGCCAAAGCCCAGAAUGCUGAGAGAAUCAGGCCAUGGGGAUGCCCAUCUCCAGGAGUACGCUGGCAAUUUCCAAGGCAUACGUUUCCAUUAUGAUCGCAACCCAGGGACAGAUGCAGUGGCGCAGACUAGCCUGGAAGAGUUCAAUGUACUGGAGAUGGAGGUCAUGAGAAGACAGCUGUAUGCAGUCAACCGGCGUCUGCGCGCCCUGGAGGAACAGGGCGCCACCUGGCGCCACAGGGAGACCCUGAUCAUCGCCGUGCUGGUGUCGGCCAGCAUUGCCAACCUGUGGCUGUGGAUGAACCAGUGAUCGCCCCAGCGCGGCCUCCGUAUUGGAGCCCUCCCUGCUUCCCCUUCUUUCUUUCCUCUUUCCCCAGGCCGCCACUGCCCUUGCCCCUUUCAUCUCCCAGCAGCCCUCAGGAGCGUCAGGAUCAUUUUCAACUCUGGUUAGGCCUCCUACCUGGGGAGGCCAGGUCACUGCACUGGGAGGUCCUGGCUGCUGCGAAGGUGGAGGAGGACCGCGUGGGCUGAGAUGCCACCCUUUGAAGGGUGAACAGCAUGGCGGCAUCUGGGCCCCACAGUAACACCUAGUGGCAACCUUGCCUUCCUGACCUCAGCGGCCCUUCUGUUCCAUCCUCUGUGGGCAGGGGUGUGGCUUUGUUUUCCUCCCUCGUUUGCUUCCACCUCGUGCACAGCGCUCUGCACAGACAACACGCUCAAUAAAAGUUCAGCCAUAGCAGGAAAA